AUGCCCCAGCGUUAUAAGAUCAAGAUGAUGUUAAAAAAAAGACAGUUUUCUACCAAAUUCGAAGCGAACAAAUUCGAAUUGCUAUGCAAAUAUGGUUCAGACUUGACCGAAUUGGCUGAGAAGGGUGAAUUGAAUCCUGUUAUUGGCAGGGGAAGAGAAAUUGAACUUGCUAUGCAAAUUUUAUGCAAAAGGAGGAAAAACAGUCUUUGUUUUCUUGGGAGUCCUGGCAUUGGACUUACUUCAAUUGUUGAAGGCCUUGCGCAACGAAUUGCUGCUGAUUCGGCUCCUCUUCGAUUCCUAGGGAAGAAGGUUAUAGCGAUUCAGAAGAGAAAUAUUUUUUCGGGUUGUGAAGCUUCUUUGUCUGAGAUUGAGCAAAGGAUGACCGCGUUAAUUGAAGAAUUGAAACAAACUGAUGGAAUGGUCAUUCUGUUUAUGAAUGAAGUUGAUCUUCUUUUAAGAAUAGGGGACAAGAUUGAUCAAUGUGUAGGUGCCUUUACAAAGAAAGAGUACCAAACUUACAUAGAGUCAAAUACAACUUUAAGAGAACGUUUUCAGCCCGUCGACGUGCCAGAGCCAACAGUUGAGGAGACUCUCCAAUGCUUGAAACUUUUACAUGUAAAAUAUGCAGCACAUCACAAUGUUAAAUACUCCAAGAAAGCUUUAGUUGCUGUCGCUCAGCUAUCAAGACGUUCCCAUAGUGAUGGUUUUGUGAUCGACAAGGCAAUUGACAUGAUGGACGAAGCAGGAGCUCGUGUGAGUCUUCAAUUGACAAAAGCGGCAUCAGACAAGAAAGUAAAGGUGACAAAGGAGCACAUAACAUCCCUAGAUAAGUCAGCUAAGAAGCAAGUCGGAAAGUCUUUUAUGCAUAGAGUUAGCACCCUAGAGAAGCCUAAUUCACUCCUCGAAAUGGAAGCAUGUCUUAGGAAGCAUAUCAUAGGACAAGAAAAAGCAAUUGAAACACUUAGCAGUGCCCUCCUUCGCGCUAAAGCAGGAAUCAGGGAUACUAAGCGGCCUAUUGCAAGCUUCAUUUUCACUGGCCCAACUGGUGUAGGAAAAACAGGACUAGCCAAUGCUGUAGCCAUCGAGUACUUUGGAUCGUUGAAGCACAUAAUAAAGCUCGAUAUGAGUGAAUACAAGGAACAACAUUCUGUUUCAAAGCUUUUUGGUUCACCUCCUGGAUAUGUAAGUCAUGGAGCUGGAGGUCAACUAACCAAAGCAGUCAUGAAUCAACCCGAGAGUGUAGUUGUGUUUGAUGAGGUCGAAAAGGCUCAUCCAGAUAUCUUCAACACGUUACUUCAAGUGCUCGAAGAUGGUACUUUGACUGAUGGUAAAGGUACCAAAUUCAGUUUCACCAAGACACUCAUUAUUUUCACAUCAAACAUCGGUCACAACUUGUUCAACCAAUCAAAUUACGACUCAGAAUGUGGUGGAGAACAAAACUAUCAAGAGCUAAAGGAGCAAGUUAUGGAAGAACUUAAGAAGUUUUUCAGGCUUGAACUAUUGAAUCGAUUAGAUGAUAUUGUAGUAUUUCAACAAAUUAGAAAUCGCGAUGACUUGAUGAAGGUAUUGGAGAUAAUGCUUGACAAAUUAUACGAAAGGCUGAAACGCAAAGACAUAACUGUAGAGAUAAAGGAUAACGUGAAGAACAAGUUAAUAGAAGAAGGGUAUGAUCCUAUCUAUGGAGUUCGCCCAUUAAGGAGGUGCAUUACCAGGCUAAUCGAGGAUGCCUUAGCUCAGUGGAUUGUCGAUGGAGAUGUUAAGACCGGCGAUUCGCUAGUCAUUGAUCUCGAUAGUCAUGGCAAUGUCAUUAAGCUCUAA
Molecule: messenger RNA, 1818 nt
Organism: Chenopodium quinoa (quinoa)
Lineage: Eukaryota; Viridiplantae; Streptophyta; Magnoliopsida; Caryophyllales; Amaranthaceae
Product: chaperone protein ClpC, chloroplastic-like
Exons: 5
Coding region: 1-1818 (605 amino acids)
Biological process (GO): cellular response to heat
Cellular component (GO): cytoplasm
Molecular function (GO): ATP hydrolysis activity; ATP binding
Source: RefSeq, a predicted model, not a curated record